GUCACCCUCGCCUCACCCCAGCCUCCGUUCCGUAGCUGCCACAGAGCUGUGAGCCCUGUGUAGCCUGCGCUGAAAGACCAACAUCCAAGGCCUCGUCUGUCCACGUAGUUUCUGGGGCUGAGCCCUAAGUUCCGAGCCGCCUGGGGAAGCCCGCGUCCUCAGGCUCGGGACAGAGGCGCCCCUUUGUGUCCUGGCCAUGUCCUGGAAAGUAGACCCAGAGUCACACUGAAGCCUUUGUGGAGCAGCCCCGUUACACUAAAGAUGAAAGGCUGGGGUUGGCUGGCCCUGCUUCUGGGGCCUCUGCUGGGAACUGCCUGGGCUCGGAGGAGCCAGGAUCUACACUGUGGAGCUUGCAGGGCUCUGGUGGAUGAACUAGAGUGGGAAAUUGCCCAGGUGGAUCCCAAGAAGACCAUUCAGAUGGGAUCUUUUCGCAUCAAUCCAGAUGGCAGCCAAUCAGUGGUGGAGGUGCCUUAUGCUCGCUCAGAGGCCCACCUCACAGAGCUGCUAGAAGAAGUAUGUGACCGGAUGAAGGAGUAUGGGGAACAGAUCGAUCCUUCUACCCACCGCAAGAACUACGUUCGCGUAGUAGGCCGGAGUGGAGAAUCCAAUGAACUGGACCUACAGGGCAUCCGAAUUGAUUCAGAUAUCAGUGGCACACUCAAAUUUGCGUGUGAGAGCAUUGUGGAGGAAUAUGAGGAUGAACUCAUUGAAUUCUUUUCUCGAGAGGCUGACAAUGUCAAAGACAAACUUUGUAGUAAGCGAACAGAUCUGUGUGACCAUGCCCUGCACAUAUCUCAUGAUGAGCUAUGAACCACUGGAGCCCCCCCAGACUGACAGACAUGAUGGAUCACCCCCAGGAGGGGAAGAGGGUGGCAAUGCCUUUUAUAUUAUGUUUUUACUGAAAUGAACUGAAAAAAAAUGGAACCAAAAGUACAAA
Talpa occidentalis (Iberian mole) is the source of this 937-nucleotide messenger RNA. It is a transcript of the gene CNPY2, whose product is annotated as canopy FGF signaling regulator 2. The record is from RefSeq and is a predicted model, not a curated record. The transcript has 6 exons. Gene Ontology annotation, cellular component: endoplasmic reticulum. NCBI's taxonomy places the organism in Eukaryota, Metazoa, Chordata, Mammalia, Eulipotyphla, Talpidae. Bases 262 to 810 code for a protein of 182 amino acids.